Messenger RNA from Nyctereutes procyonoides (raccoon dog), 420 nucleotides. Its product is annotated as 40S ribosomal protein S19-like. The transcript is spliced from 2 exons. The record is from RefSeq and is a predicted model, not a curated record. Lineage: Eukaryota; Metazoa; Chordata; Mammalia; Carnivora; Canidae. The coding region runs from base 1 to 420 and encodes 139 amino acids. Gene Ontology annotation, cellular component: cytosolic small ribosomal subunit; ribosome. Gene Ontology annotation, molecular function: structural constituent of ribosome; RNA binding. Gene Ontology annotation, biological process: translation; ribosomal small subunit assembly.
AUGUCUGGAAUUACUGCAAAAGAUGUGAACCAGCAGGAGUUCGUCAGAGCUCUGGCAGCCUUCCUCAGCAAGUCUGGGAAUCUGGAAAUCCCUGAAUGGGUGGACAUUGUCAAGCUGGCCAAGCAUAAAGAACUCGCUUCCUAUGACAAGAACUGGCUGUACACACAAGCUGCUUCCACAGCACAGCAUCUGUACUUCCGGGGUGGUGCUGGGGUCACCUCCGUGACCAAGAUCUACAGGGGACGUCAGAGAAAUGGGGUCAUGUCCAGCCACUUUAGCGGAGGCUCUAAGAGCGUGGCCUGCAGAGUUCUCCAAGCCCUGGAGGGGUUGAUAAUGGUGGGAAAGGACCAGGAUGAGGUCCGCAAUCUUACAUCUGAGGGACAUAGAGAGGUCUGGAUAGAAUCACUGGACAGGUGGUAA